Pristis pectinata (smalltooth sawfish) is the source of this 3292-nucleotide messenger RNA. RefSeq lists its product as uncharacterized. Gene Ontology annotation, molecular function: RNA binding; protein binding. The transcript is spliced from 18 exons. Bases 136 to 1992 code for a protein of 618 amino acids. NCBI's taxonomy places the organism in Eukaryota, Metazoa, Chordata, Chondrichthyes, Rhinopristiformes, Pristidae. The record is from RefSeq and is a predicted model, not a curated record.
UCCGCCCGCGGUGGGGAUGUUGUGAGGCCUGAGGGCUUGGGGCAGCAGCGGCGGCGCCAGCCCGGAGCCCGGAGCCGGGGAUGAGCGGCACCGCGGGCACGGACAGCAGCACCCACCGCGCCCGCCGCCGCCGGCAUGAGCGACAGAGACCCCGAGCACAUCGACCCGUCCUGGUGGCUGGAAGAUGAAGAUCAUUUCCUGUUACCUUUGAAGCAUAAAGUAAACAUUUACCAACAUAACCAGCAGGACAAUCCAACGGUCAAUACUCAGAAUAUGGAAACUCUGUUUAAGAAUAUGUUGGAGGACAAUCCAGUUAAUGUUCAUCAGUUUCUCUUUAAUGAAGAGUCAGCCAUAACGCAGCUGCAUGUCUUUGAUUCCAGUGAAGAGGACGGCACCUACGAUGACGAAGACGAAGAUGAUUCCAACGACGGCAGCGACCAGAGGUACCCGGAUACCUUCUGCGGCUUACGGAGAAGCUUCCUGUGUGAUCCUCCGGUGCAGUCAGCUGGGCUUAAAAACAUCUCCAAUCCAUACUAUAUAAAGGGUUCCAAUUCGUACAGAGGAUCAGCUGAGGAAGCUGAAAGAAUUGGUCAGGAGCUGGUUCAGGAAGAAGAGCAGGCUAAGAGGAAGGCCGAGAAACGGAGACUUAAGAAAAAGAGACAGAAAGAGAGACGACGGCAACAAAAAUUAGAGAAAGAAAAUAGAAGUGAGGGUAAAAUUGAAGCGAAUGUUAAUGAUAAGGAAGUGUUAUCAAAGAAAGAAAGCUGUACGGACGGGGAACAGGAUAGUGGAGAAGUGGGUGAAAGUAUUAACAAUGAUGUUGCUACCUCACCUGAGAAAGGUCCUUUGGCAUGCAAGAAACAGAGCACUAACAGUAAAAAUGGGCACAGCAUCAAAGUGGCUGCUAAACACAGCAAAGUGAAGAGGGACCGAGAGGGCGAGAGUGAGAGCACGGCUGAUAAAUCCCCGUCUCAGUCUGAGGACGAAUGGGAUAUGUCCAGUUCUUUUGUCUCAAAAGCUGCCAAUCAGAUAAAGCGCAAAAUGAAUAUCAAACCCAAAGCUGAGAGGAAGGAGGCUGAGAGGAAGAAAGCUGAAAAGAAGCUCGAGCAUCCUGUGGACUCAAAUACUUUGAAUGCCAAGAUUUUGGAAUUGGCAGUACAGGGUAACAGUAUGGCUAAUAAGGGGCGCUAUGAAGAUGCAGUGGGAUACUUUACAGAAGCGAUUAAAUAUGAUCCAAAGGAAUAUAGGCUGUUUGGAAACCGUUCCUACUGCUACGAGAGAUUGCAGCAGUACAGCCGGGCGCUGAAUGACGCCCACAUCGCACUGACCUUGAAUCCCUCCUGGCCAAAGGGCUACUUCAGGAAAGCUCGAGCACUGGCUGGAGUUAAGAGAUACGCAGAGGCCAUAGAGGCUUUUCGGGAGGUGCUGCGGAUUGACAGUUCCUGUAAAGAUGCAGAAUUUGAACUACUUCAAGUACAGACGAAACUCAUGAUGGAGCGAGGUUUUACACAGCAACAAUGUGAGGAGACUCUAAAGAUACAUGGAAGCUUUGAACAAGCACUAGAAGUAUUGUUUUCAUCAGCUCAGAAACCUCGAAAUAGCCAUAUAAACUCGAGCAUAUCCAUAGUGGACGGAGAUGAUAAGGACUUUGUACGUGUGAAAAAACACUCAAACCAGCAAAAAAACAAACCUGUGGUGUCGGUGUCAGCACAGCACCCCCGCAAACUCUUUCCGAUCUGGAUUGGAAAUGUGACCACUCGUAUCACUGAAGAAUCGUUGCGCAUGAUAUUUGAAACUGUUGGAACCAUCCACAGCAUCAGAAUGCUUCAAGAUCGCUUUUGUGCCUUCAUUAACUUCACCACCAAACAAGGAGCCGAACGUGCCAUUGCAGAGUUACAGGGUAUUGAGCUGGAGGGAACAAAGUUGGUGAUCCGGCAUCCUGACAAUAACUACAAGAACCUUGGAGCAGGGAGGGCAGGAGCGGCCCGCUAACGUCAGCCGUCAGGGACCGGCUGGCACUCCCACCCACCAUCCUGCGCUGCUCCCGGGGGAAGGUCGGUCGACGGAGGGGGCCUCCCGCUGUUCAGAGGUUCGGCCGGCGGGCAGGCAGAACCAGGUGGAUGUACCUCUCUGUGCAUGUGCAUGUGUGCGUGUGUGUGUGUGUGUGAGAGAGAGAGACGGAGACCCCCGCGUGGUGUGUGAGGUGGAUGAUGGACCCUGGGGCCAGCCGGCGUUGUUCGGAGAGAGUCGACCUCGGCUUGAUGGCAGAGACGGAGACGGCUUUUUGUCUGGAAUCAAGUCUUGAAGAGACGGGAAGACCACGUGGGGUUGGGAAUGAUGAGCUCGGAUAGACUGCUGGGGGUUUAAUGGGGAGGGUUUGUGAAGGAACAAGCAGUUUCCUGACACUUACGCACAUGCACACACACACACACACACACAAGCACGAGCACACACACGCAGACAAACGUGCACACACACACCAACCACAUUCCUUCGGAGAGCACAUCAGGGGGCCUGGACCACGGGCUGAGCAGCUCCUUCACGUGUUUCCCUAGACACAGGCCAUUCGGCCCAUUGAGUCUGUGCCAGGUGAACAUCUACAGCAUUUGCUUCUGGAGAGCACGUGCGGUCGCCCUACACCCCCCCCCCCCCCCCCCCCCCAUGGGCAGGUGUGGAGUGGGGUCCCCAGUGUCCUUCCAAGAACACCCUUGCCCCUCCCCACUGACUGCCUGAGGGGCCCUCCUGGCCCUCUGUUAGGUCAUAGCGAAGGCUUGCAACCUCUUGGCGAUAGUCCCACUUCCCUGCACUUGUCACUUGCAGUAUGUCUCCCCCACGGUCAAAUCAGGAGCCCACCUCAGGGUGGAGGCUCCCCGUGAGCACAGAUUGUAGUGACGUCGUCACCUUGGUGGGAAGUGGUGGGGCCCCUGGUCUCUGACAGCCCCUUCAAAUGCUGCUUGCCGUGACUCCGGCCCCCCUGCCUGAACUCUCCUCCCACCGCUCCUCCUGGUCUUCCCAAGGCCAUUCCUGCUGCUUUACUGACUCCCAGCAGACGGGUUCUGGGACUGUGUUGUGGGUGGAGACCGAGGGCCCCCCUGCUGGUGCCAUGUCGGAUAGGGUGCCGUGUAAUUGUUAAAACUCGGUUCCCAGAUGAUAAAUGAGCUGAUUUUACAUUUUAUAAAAUGCACAAUGUCUUUAUAUAUUAAAAAAAAUCAAGUUUUUACAACCAGAUCAAAGAUGAUUUGAACAAAAUGAGGAGCGGUAGAGACUGCAAAUAUAUAUUCGUGCAAAUCCA